Octopus sinensis (East Asian common octopus) is the source of this 4838-nucleotide messenger RNA. Its product is annotated as synaptojanin-1-like. Gene Ontology annotation, molecular function: nucleic acid binding; phosphatidylinositol-4,5-bisphosphate 5-phosphatase activity. The record is from RefSeq and is a predicted model, not a curated record. NCBI's taxonomy places the organism in Eukaryota, Metazoa, Mollusca, Cephalopoda, Octopoda, Octopodidae. Gene Ontology annotation, biological process: phosphatidylinositol dephosphorylation; synaptic vesicle endocytosis. The transcript is spliced from 27 exons. Bases 546 to 4694 code for a protein of 1382 amino acids.
GGUAGCAGAGGAGAAAAGGAAAACGAGAUAAUGAAAGCAGAGUGAAAGAUACAUAAAUGAUAAGAGGAAUGGUAGAAGGAAAGGAAAACGUAGAGUGAGAAGAUAGUGGGAGGAUAGGGUGAGCCAUUGAAAGGAGGGGGACAGGAAGCGAGAUACUAAUAAGUAAUACAUAUAUAUAUAUUAAACAAAAUCCCUCUCCAGCACAGCCUGUGUGAGUGAAUCGCGGAAGUAAUGCUCCAUCAUGUCUACCAUGCAUCCUCGCUUCAUUUGUACAUUUUCAAAUUGACACUAACAAAUAUUGUUCACAAAUAACAGCCACCACAACGCAAACAGACCGCCUAAUACCCUUUCCAUUCAUUUAGAUUGUAGCUUUUUUUUUUUUUCGCUUUCCUUUGAUAGCAAAUAACACAUUUACAUUAUAUGUAUAUUUCAUUUUCUUUCUCUUGCUUUUGCUAACAUCGAUCUUUCGAUCUCAUCAACCAGCGCUGAUAGAUUUUAGAGUUAAAAAGUAAAGUAUAUAAUAAUAAAUAUAUUGAAAUUACACAAUGUCGCUCAGCAAAGGCUAUAGGGUUUAUCGUAAACCUGAUCCACCUUACAGUGUGCUCUUGGAAAACAGAUCUCGGACUGACGAACUCUUAAUGUUCGAAUCUCAUGCUGUCGCUGUACUAUCUGCCGAAGAAAGUCUCGCUAUUAAGAAGAAUUAUACUAAGGCAUUUGAUGGCUAUGGUUGCCUUGGUGUACUGCAGAUCAAAUCAGGUGAAACUAACAGCCUCUAUCUCGGAAUUGUUACAUCAUGUGUGUCAGUCAACAAAAUCAUGGAAUCAGAAGUGUUUCGUAUCACAGCCACCAACUUCAUACCUCUACAGAGCCACAAUGCUGAAGAAGAGAAAAUCAAUGAAAUGCGCAAACUACUUAGUUCAGGAACAUUCUAUUUCUCUUGGUCCACAACAAACUAUAUUUGGGACCUGAGUUUAUGUGCACAGAGGCAAUUCCAACAAUGCGAUACAGACAACAGAUUCUUUUGGAAUAAAAGACUCCAUGUACAUUUGGAUCGAUUCGGUGUAAACUGCACGGAAUGGCUGCUAAAAAUUAUAUCUGGUGGUGUAGAAAUCCGGACUAUCUAUGCUGGGGAUAAACAGGCUAAAGCAUGCCUCAUUUCACGUCUAAGCUGUGAACGAGCAGGGACAAGAUUUAAUGUCAGAGGGACCAACGACGACGGCCACGUCGCUAAUUUUGUGGAAACAGAACAGGUUAUUUUCCUGGAAGACCAAAUUUCUUCAUUCAUACAAGUAAGAGGAUCUGUGCCAUUAUUUUGGGAACAGCCUGGUAUUCAGGUUGGCUCACACAAAAUCCGCCUUUCUCGAGGGUAUGAAGCUUGCGCUCCUGCCUUUGAUCGACAUCUCAACACGCUAAAACUAUUAUAUGGUAAACAAGUGAUUGUGAAUCUACUUGGUAGUAAAGAAGGGGAGUACAUGUUAAGCCAAGCAUUCCAGAAUCAUCAUAAAAAUUCAACUCACAAAGACGAUGUACCACACAUUGUCUUCGAUUACCAUGCGGAGUGUCGUGGAGGGAACCUUUCCAAUUUGCAGAAGUUAAUGAAAGUAUCUGAAGAACAUUUAAAUAAUUUGAAUUUUUUUCAUUGUUCUUCAGAUCGAAUUAUCAGGCAGCAGCUUGGAACUAUUCGAACCAAUUGUGUUGAUUGCCUUGAUCGGACCAAUUCUGUUCAGCGGUUAUAUGGCUUAUAUAUUCUUAAAAGACAAAUGGAAGCACUCGGAUUUGGAGGAAAGAUUCAAAUGGUGUCUCGUUUUGAAGAAGUUUUUAAACAAAUUUGGACUGAAAACGGCGAUCAUAUCAGCCGUAUUUAUGCAGGCACUGGUGCCAUGGGGGGUGGCCGAUCUAAAUAUUCCGAUGCCGCACGAUCUGCUACUCGAACAAUUCAAAAUAAUUUCCUAGAUAGCAACAAACAAGAAGCUAUGGAUGUAUUUGUCAUGGGAUCAACUCUGACCGGAGAACUCAAAGAAAGAGCCAAAGCGCUGCUGACUUCAAGGUGUUUACAUGCACCGGAAGGAAUUCUUAGAGAAAUGGUAGCACGACAUAGGGAGUACACCAAACUUGAAAAACUCCGCGUCUGCUGUGGUACAUGGAAUGUAAAUGGUGGGACUCAUUUCCGCAGCAUUGCUUUCAAGAAAGAAAAACUCACUGACUGGCUGUUAGACGCCCACACGUGCUGCAGAAAUCUGUUUCCUGAUUCCUUAGACCAAAAUGCUGACUUCAGUUACCCAGCUGAUAUUUUCGCUAUUGGAUUUGAAGAAAUAGUUGAUCUUAAUGCAAGUAACAUUGUCAGAGCCAGCACGGAAAAUUCCCGUGAAUGGCAAAAUGAAAUUCAAAAGACAAUUUCUCGAGAGUACAAAUAUAUUCCAUUAGCAACAAUCCAGCUUGUAGGAGUUUGCCUAAUCUUAUUUAUCAGACCACAUCUGGCGCCAUUAAUCUCGGAUAUUGCUAUUGAGUCUGUCAAAACAGGCCUUGGAGGUGCUACAGGCAACAAAGGCGCCGUAGGUGUCCGCUUUUUACUCAAUGCUACCUCAUUUUGCUUCCUCUGCGCUCAUUUUGCAGCCGGGCAGUCACAGGUGAACGAACGCAACAAUGAUUUCCAUGAGAUUAUGAAGAGGGUUUCAUUACAGGGUAAACCCAUUGGUUCUCAUGACUAUAUUUUCUGGGUUGGUGAUUUCAACUAUCGUAUUGAUCUUCCAAAAGACGAUGUGAAAGAACUUGUCCGAAAUCAAAACUGGACUGCCCUCCAUGCUGCUGACCAACUCAAGAUACAGAUGGAUGCUAACAAUGUUUUCCGAGGUUUCCAAGAAGGUGAGACCAAUUUUGCACCAACCUAUAAGUACGAUAACUUUAGUGAUGAUUACGACACCAGUGAAAAAUGUCGUGUGCCUGCAUGGACCGAUCGAAUACUCUGGCGGAAAAGAAAAUUUCUUACAAAAUCAGGUGUGGAAGACCCUUAUUUUGUCCCUGUGAAACAACUGCUUUACAGUCGAGUUGAACUGAGAACCUCUGAUCACAGACCCGUUAUUGCCUUAUUUGACAUUGAUUAUCAGAAAGUAGAUGAAGAAAAAAAGAACACAGUUAUAAAAGAUGUGAUAGCCACCCAUGGCCCACCUGAUGGCACUAUUAUUAUAUCAUCAGAAACCAUUGACAUGUUUGCAGAGACUUUAGUUGACCAGAUUAUAUCACUGUUUUCCGAAUGCGGAGAAAUCUUACUGGUCAGAUUUGUCAAGAACACUUUAUGGUUGGUUUAUAAAGAUGGGAAAAGUUGUUUGAAGGCUCUUGAUUAUGAUCGUAAAAUGAUGGAAGGUCAUAUUUUAAAAGCCAAACUGAAGAAUCCCAAUUGGAACACGACUCUGUGGAGAGAAAUAGAAAUGUGCUAUGCCAAUGCCGAAGCAUUAUACAAGCCAGUUAUUAGUAACCUGCUGGGCGAUGAUUUCCACACUGAAUUUUUGUUAGAAGGAAAUGUUGAUUUUGAUGUUGUAGAACCACAAGACUUAAUAUUAUCCGUUCCAUCCCUACCUACAUGGUCCCGGUCAAGCACACCAUCUUCUGAUCGUGUCAGCCCUGUAGCAUCUGAUGACAGUUUUUCUGAUAAACCUACCCGGCCUGAUCAUCCACCUGCUCGUCCGCCUCUUCCUAUUGCAAUAAGUAAAUCUAAUGCCACAGAUGGUGUUUCACAGAAAAGAGCUCCUCCACAAAGACCAGGCAAACCACCACCAAGACCCAGCUCCGGACCAUUUAAACCUAAACCAAAAGAGCCUAACAAAACCGAAAACAUUGUUCCAAUUUCUUCAUCAAAGAUCUCCAGUAUUAGUUCCCCAGUCAACGUACAGCACCAUUGUCAUGCUACUGAUGCCAGUAGUGCUGAGAAAAUGCUAAACAAUCUAAUGUCGAACCAAACCACAACUACUGGAGUCAUUGGACAGCAACCAUCCAAGAGUAGUACCAAAAGAGGUUUUAGUCGACUAAUUCUAUCCCAUAUUUUGUCUUCUAAGUCUGGAGCUACUGCAACCCAGACCAGCAUAUCCCGUAGCCAAACAACUGGUUGUUUACAAACUUACAAUGCCCCUGAUGAUAAAUCAGAUACGAAUGAAGCGUCUCAUUUAAAUCGCCCUUACAGUGCUAGCGUUGAAAACCUAACGAUGAUGUCAUCGACCAACCAGAUAGAACAGCAAACAAAUGACAUGCUCCAAAAGAUGACACUUGAUUCUUCAACCAAUUCAACUCCAUUAGCACCGAUGUCUCAGAAUUCAUCAACCAAUAUUAUGGAUGCUAUGGUUCCAGAAGUUGUUCCAAAACCAUCAGACAUCAGCUUCCCAACACCGCCUCCAGUUCCAGUUCGCAGGGAUCUAACUGUGAAUAAACCCAGCCAACCUUCAAAUGAUGUUGGCCAAGAUAACAACGGCAACGGCAAUGCCAAAACACUGUCAGAUGAUUUCAAAACAUGCCCUUUGCAACCGCCCCCACCAUUGCCAACAGCAACUUUGAAUCCCGUCACUACUAGUUCUACUACUUCUCAAGUAAAGGUUCAGAAUACAAAACCAGACCCUCCACCGAUUCCUUCUCGACCUCCUUCCUCGCUUCCCCCAGUUCCAGCAAGGGUUCUGCCACCUCCACCUCCCAUACCACCACGUCGUUAAUGAUGUGUUAGUGUCUAGAAACAGGUUGCUUCAUGUGUGUGUGUGUAGGUGUGUGCAUGUGUGUUUGUUGUUGAAUGUGUUAUAUUAGUAUACAUAUAUGUAUAUAUAUAUAUAUAUACACACACACACCUUUGCAUACAUAAA